Messenger RNA from Antechinus flavipes (yellow-footed antechinus), 7179 nucleotides. RefSeq names its product dystrophin related protein 2 (gene DRP2). Gene Ontology annotation, cellular component: plasma membrane. The transcript has 26 exons. NCBI's taxonomy places the organism in Eukaryota, Metazoa, Chordata, Mammalia, Dasyuromorphia, Dasyuridae. The coding region runs from base 945 to 3968 and encodes 1007 amino acids. Gene Ontology annotation, molecular function: protein binding; zinc ion binding. The record is from RefSeq and is a predicted model, not a curated record. Gene Ontology annotation, biological process: synaptic signaling.
AGAGCGGGGGGGGGGGGGCGGAAGGAAGGAAUUAGGAAUUACAGGCUUGUAAGGCUCUGGGGCUCAGGUGGAAGCAGUGCAAAGUCGGCAAGAGCCAAAAAGGGGGAAAGAGCUCGCCGUCGCAUGGCUUGCUUGUGUUUGUGCGCCUAGAACUCCGCAAAGGAGCUGGCACAGCCCAAGCGCCAGGGAGCUGCCCCAGCCGUCAGAUGAUCCCAGCUCCCUUGGAUGGGGGGAACCUAAGGCGGUCCCGGUCAUGGAACCAAGUCCAUGGGGACCCUUUUCCUCACCUGGGUGGGGGAGCCUGGUUUUCUGCCCCACUUCCCGUGGGCUGGCCUCUGUCCCAGUGCUGAAGGCACAGAGACGGGAUGCCUGCCCUCACGGAGCUUGUGCUCUACACCAAGCCGAGGGGCACAGCGUCUCUAGCGGAGCUGGGAUGGCUGAGCCCGUCCUCCCCCCCGCUUCCUGGGCACCUCCUGAACACUCGGAGUCAAUGUUUGUGUCCCUCUGCCCCCCCCCCACCCCACCCCCCGUGUGGCGAGCAUAGCAAAGUCUGGGAGAAGGAAGGGGGGCUGCUUGGCCAAGCCAUUUAGGGUCCAUUUUGCUUCGUAUACAGGAUGAGACCCUUUGGCCACACAGACAGAAGGGAGAGUGAGGGCAAAGCCCGAAGGGCUCGGGGACUGAGCCCGGGCUCUGUCACUGGGGAGGAGCCUCCCUCUCCCAACACUCUUCUGCCCCCGAGAGAGGCCAGAGCCCCAGCUGGCUGCCGAGUGAGCCAGUCCAGCCCCUCGCCUCCUUGCCUGUGCUCAGCGGCCGCCCGCUCCCGCGACCUGCCGGGAUUGCAAGGGAUAUGAUUUUCCCCCUGAGGACUGCUUUAGCUGCAUCUCAGAAAUUUUGGUGUCCUGGUCCCCCUGCCCUGCCCCGCCCCUCCAUGAGCUGCUGUUCUGAUGCAGCCCAUGGUCAUGCAGGGAUGUCCCUACACAUUCCCACGAUGUCAUGAGUGGCGGGCAGCUGAGCAACCCCAGCACAACGCUGGCCUCAACACCACCCGCCCCCAGCCUCAGGUUAGAGCCACAGCUGCGGCUUCUCAGGAUGGUACGGGGCCGACCUGUGUGAGGCAGCAGGUCCCGAACGGUGCCGUCGGGCCCCUGGAUGCUCCAGCCAUGAAUCUGUGUUGGAAUGAAAUCAAAAAGAAGUCCCACAACCUCCGGGCUCGACUCGAGGCCUUCUCAGAUCCCAGUGGGAAGCUGCAGCCCCCUCUUCAAGAGAUCAUUGAUUGGCUCAGCCAGAAGGAUGAGGAGCUGUCCGCUCAGCUGCCACUCCAGGGGGCCGUGGCCCUGGUCCAGAAGGAAAAGGAGACUCAUUCGGCUUUUAUGGAAGAGGUCAAGUCCCGAGGCCCCUACAUCUACUCAGUCCUCGAGUCGGCUCAGGCCUUCCUAUCCCAGCACCCGUUUGAGGAACUGGAAGAACCCCACUGUGAGAACAAAGACGCUUCCCCCAGACAGAAGAUCCAGAACCUCAGCCGCUUUGUGUGGAAGCAGGCGACCGUGGCCAGCGAGCUGUGGGAGAAGCUGACCGCCCGCUGUGUGGAUCAGCAUCGCCACAUUGAGCGUACCUUGGAGCAGCUGCUGGAGAUCCACGGAGCCAUGGGGGAGCUUGGAAAUGCCCUGACUCAGGCCGAGGGCAUCCGGGCUACCUGGGAGCCCAUCGGGGACCUCUUCAUCGAUUCCUUGCCAGAGCACAUUCAGGCCAUUAAGCUGUUCACAGAGGAGCUGGCCCCGGUGAAGGAGGGGGUGAAGUUGGUGAACGAGCUGGCUCACCAGCUGGCCAUCUCUGAUGUGCACCUCUCCAUGGAGAACUCCCGGGCCCUGGAGCAAAUCAAUACCCGCUGGAAACAGCUGCAGGCUUCAGUUAAUGAACGGCUCAAGCAGCUCCAGGAUGCCCACCGUGACUUUGGGCCAGGAUCCCAGCACUUCCUGUCCACCUCCGUGCAGGUCCCCUGGGAAAGAGCAAUUUCACCCAAUAAAGUGCCCUACUACAUCAACCAUCAGGCCCAGACCACAUGUUGGGACCACCCCAAGAUGACUGAGCUAUACCAAACACUGGCUGACCUGAACAACAUCAAGUUCUCAGCUUACCGGACGGCCAUGAAACUCCGCCGAGUCCAGAAGGCCCUACGCUUGGACCUGGUAACCCUGAACACGGCUCUGGAGAUCUUCAAUGAACACGAUCUGCAGCCCAGUGAGCACGUGAUGGAUGUGGUCGAGGUCAUCCACUGCCUGACAGCCCUGUAUGAGCGGCUGGAGGAAGAGAGGGGCAUCUUGGUGAAUGUGCCACUCUGUGUGGACAUGAGCCUCAACUGGCUCCUCAACGUGUUUGAUAGUGGGCGCAGUGGAAAGAUGCGAGCCCUGUCUUUUAAGACCGGCAUUGCCUGCUUGUGUGGAACAGAAGUGAAAGAGAAAUUUCAGUACCUCUUCAGCCAGGUGGCCACCGCGGGCAGUCAGUGUGACCAGCGCCACCUGGGCGUUCUGCUGCACGAGGCCAUCCAGGUGCCCCGCCAGCUGGGGGAAGUGGCCGCCUUCGGGGGAAGCAACGUGGAACCCAGUGUCCGCAGCUGCUUCCGCUUUAGCACUGGGAAGCCGGUCAUUGAAGCCGCCCAGUUUCUGGAGUGGGCCAACCUGGAGCCACAGUCCAUGGUAUGGCUGGCUGUGCUGCACCGCGUGACCAUCGCAGAGCAGGUGAAGCACCAGACCAAGUGCUCUGUGUGCAGGCAGUGCCCCAUCAAAGGCUUCAGGUACCGGAGCCUUAAGCAGUUCAAUGUGGACAUCUGCCAGACCUGCUUCCUGACGGGCAGGGCCAGCAAAGGGAACAAGCUACACUACCCCAUCAUGGAGUAUUACACGCCGACUACUUCGAGUGAGAACGUGAGGGAUUUUGCUACGACGCUGAAGAACAAGUUCCGGUCCAAGCAGUAUUUCAGCAAACACCCUCAGAGAGGAUACCUGCCCGUGCAGUCUGUGCUGGAGGCGGACUACACCGAGCCGCUGGCCUCCUCUCCGAUGCUGCCACACUCCGAUACACAUUCCCGCAUCGAACACUUUGCCAGCAGGCUCGCCGAGAUGGAAAGCCAGAACUGCUCCUUCUUUAAUGAUAGCCUGUCCCCUGAUGACAGCAUCUACCUGCCAGAGGGGAAAUUCAGGCACGGGAAAGGGAGGUGUCAUGGUCGGGACCAGCCAGUAAACCGCAAGGAGGACUCGGGCGUCCCAAGAGCACUUGCUUGCCCCCAGAUCCCCACAGCCACCCCAGCCUUCUCCCGGCAAAGCCUGGAUACGCGGCCCUUCUCUCUCUCUAGGCGAUUACGAGAUGAAGAUCAGUAUCUGCUGAGGCACUCGAGCCCCAUCACGGACCGGGAGCCCACUUUUGGGCAACAAGCCCAGGACGCCGCGGCUGCCGAUGACAAGGGGGAGUUGGAGAAGAUCCUGGCUCACUUGGAGGAUGAGAACCGGAUCCUUCAGGGGGAGCUGCGUCGCCUGAAGUGGCAGCACGAAGAGGCCGCCGAGGGUCCCCCCGAGGCAGCCCAGGACUCCCGCAACGAGGAACUCUUGGCCGAAGCCAGGCUCCUUCGGCAGCACAAGAGCCGCUUGGAGACCCGCAUGCAGAUUCUGGAGGACCACAACAGGCAGCUGGAGUCACAGCUGCUGCGUCUGCGGGAGCUGCUGCUGCAGCCACCCACUGAAUCAGAAGGCAAUGGCUCUGCAGGCUCCUCCCUGGCCUCCUCCCCACAGCAGUCAGAGAGCAGUCACCCCCACGAGAAGGAGCACACUACCCCAGACACUGAGGCCGCGGAUGACGUGGGGCAGAAAAGCCAGGAUGUCAGCCUGUGCUUGGAGGACAUCAUGGAGAAGCUCCGCCACGCCUUUCCUAACGUCCGGAGCCCAGAUGUGCCCACCAACACUCUGCUGGCUUCCUGAGGCGUCCCAGCGUCCAUCUCCCACUCUGGAUCCCGGUCUCGGCCCCGGCCACAUCCCUGUCCCUGCCCCAACCGGGCCCAUCCCGUCACCACCAGCCCUCCUCCCUCUCUCAUCCCGCCCCGGGUUAGUAUGUUUCAGGCAGCAGCAGGGUCUUGAGGUAAGAGCAGCCAGAUUUGGGGGGAGUGGAAAGAGGAGGGGCCAGCAAAGGGACCUUCCAACCCUCAAGCUAGCGGUCCACUUCCUGUCCACACUGCCACCGUAUCCCAGGAUACGUUGGGUUGGGGACAGCUAGCCAGUUUGGGGAUGUGAGCGGUCCUGUUCCAUCUUCUACCUGGCACCCGCCCAGGGAUCCUUGCCCUCUGGCCCAGCCCUGGGACCACGUGGGCACGAGCCCAGCCCCUCCCUAGAGAGGCUGGUGCAGAGUGCCCUUUCCCACAGAUGGUCUGCUGCCUGGACCACCUUCCUCCCCGUGCUCCACCCCUCCCACCCCCUAACUCAGCCUCCUCUCACUGGGCAGCCUUUCAGACUAGUCUCACUUGUCCCACUAACCCUCCGUGCCCCAGCGGUGGCACUCCCAGGAGACGAGCGUCAGAGUGCCCUCGAGGACAGGGGGCUCCUUCCGCCUUUGGAAAGCAGCCUUGAUUUUUCCUGGCUCCUAACACCACCUAACAUUUGGGCCUCGUUUGAAAAAAAUGGAAGCAACUCCAGUGGACGUUCCCUCCCCCCUCCUAUUUCUUCAAGGCCUCGGCCUCUGGGGCCAUCUUCCAGCAAUGCCCCGGGCAACCGGGGCUUGCUUUCCUCUGCGGGUCCCCUGGGUCCUGGAGAUCUGUCUGGUCAUGUCUCCUUCAGGGUCGGGGGUGGCAUAUCAGGCCAGGUCUCCAAAGGGGCUUUGUCUCUGCCGCCUCCUCAGGGCAGGCAUUGCAAAGGUGCCACCGUGCCAGUCUGGCCUCUAAGGGCUUUAGGAGGAGGAAGCGGCCCUGGGGCCGCCAUAGUGAUGUUCCCAGGGCCGUGACUGGGCCCAGUGCCUGCCCGGGGCUUCCUCUCUCCCUCCUCCCGGGGCGAUGCGGGCAGCCACCCAGAUGCCAGAGCCCAGCAGAGGUGCCGCUUGUGGCGCCAAGGCUCCAAAGGCUCUCCCAGAGCCUCCAGAGGGGCCCCAAGGGCUUUCCCUUUGCAAAUCCUCCUUUGAUUCUCUCCAUCUAAUGCUGGAUAGCAAAGUCUUGCCAGCCAAACUAACCUCCCCGGGCACAGUGCGGGCCUUGGGCCCAGAAGGGGGCCCGAGUAGGCAGGAGGCUCAGGGCCUCUGGCCCAAACCAGAGCCAACUUCAGCAGCCUUAUACCGGAAGGAGCUCUAGAACAGGGCCCUAGAAUCCAGUCUGGCCAUCUAGCUCUCUCUGCACUCCACCUAGAUCCAUCUCUGGCUGCCCCGUGCCAUCAGUAUUCGCACAUUAAAUCCUAAUACCUCGUGAAGUCCUCACGUUCUGCCUCGCUCUUUGUCAGGCCCGGCCUUCGGCCACGCGGGGGUAGUGCCUGGAUGCCCACGUCCUCAGCUGCUCCUUCAGAACUUCCUCCGGGGGUGGCGCAGGCCACUCUGGGACCCGGGCUCCCGGGCCCCCGGCCCUGUCACUGGAGUCCCUCCAUCACCCCCAGGGCCUAGGGGAGACCAAAUCAAAGUUCUGUCCUGUCCCAGAUCCCCUAGUGUACCAGAAAGGAGACCACUGCCUCUAUUUCUGGCUUUCCCCAUCUCACUCCCCCCAGGUCCUAGGCAAGGCCACGUAGUUGAUUCUUCAGCCCCUUCUCUUCGCGAGGUCUCGCUUGACCUCCUAAAGGAAGCAGAGGCCAAUUUCGCCUUUGGGUGGCCAUAAGACAGGUCAGUGGGUAGAAGAGAAAGAGACUGUCUGCACUUGGGGCAGUCGAGAUGGUGACCAAGCCGGUUCCACUGUCAGAGCUCUUCGAGGCUAGAUGGCCGGGCCUUGGGCUUCCUGACCCAAGCUCAUACCCCGAGGUUGGGGAACCUCCUCCCUGGCCACAAGAGGGAUGAGAACAAUAGAAAGGUGCCAGGGAGAUCAGAGGAGAGCUGAGGGUCUUCCCAGGGGCCCAAGGAGCUGGUGGAUGGAAACAGGAAAGUGCUUGCUCUUUGUCAGGAUGGCUCUGCUCCCCCAGGUGGAUGUCCCAGAGUAUUUUUUUUUUAACCACAAACACCCUGGAAGGAUCCCCCAGGCCCAAGAGCUCAGCCACCUGCCUCCAAGAGGGAGGGAGCCAGGGCAGCAGGGAUGCACGGGGACUUGGUUAGCAGGUGCAGCGGGAGGUGGCGGGGAAGCAGCCCAGCUCCUUCCCCAACGGGGGCUCAGGCCCAUGGUCAUCCCUGUGACCCGAGCGGUGUGUCGCUGUUAUGGGAGAAAUCUUUGAACGUGCCGUAUGUCGUCAGAGCAUCUACUGUGUACCGGGUUCGACGCUGUUGAAUUUCUUGUCACGUCUGCGAGUGCUGGGGUGGGGGUGUCGCUAGCAGCCUACAGAAGGGCUUCUCGUCGUGGGCUUCGCGUAGCUAGCUCUAGGGGCCACGGGUGGCCUGACUUGGCCGGAGUGGCAGGCGAAUGGUGCCGGCGGUGACUGAGGACUGACCGAGUGUUUGCCACGAUGGGUUUGGAGAUGAGCAGUGGAGAAGCGCGUCCACCGCGCCGGGAGCUGGACCGGCCUCGCCCACCUCCGUUCCCACCCAACUCGGCCGGGAGUGGGAAUCACAUCCUCCUUCCCCACAGUGGGCACGGGGCCGGGUUCAGAGGCCGGGGUGGCCUCUGGCCAUGCAUGCAACAGGUGGAGCCAGCACCUUUCAUGAAGUGAGUGUUCAGAAUGGCCUGGGCCCGGCUCCGGAGCUCUUUGGGCCGGGAGCCCAAGGUUCAGAUGAAGAAGGGGGCUGAAGACCUGGCAGGUGUUAAAAAGGAUAUGUGGGGGCCUGACUGGGCUCGAGGAGCCUUCCUUCUUUGGCACCCUGUGAGAAGGGGACACCUUCAGUCCUUUCUUCCCCAGGGAAUACCUGAGUCCUCCCAUCCCCGGCUCCAGUUACCAGGAGGCCGAGGGCUGAGGCAGGGGGAGGGGAUGUUCCUGAAGACUUGGGGCUGGGGGCAAAUUGGCUUCCUUUGGUUACCACUCACCGUGGUGCUGUUUCCUCUUCUAAUUCUGCUUUAGAAAGAAUAAAUUUGUAUUUGUACGCUUU